This is a messenger RNA of Podarcis lilfordi (Lilford's wall lizard), 28494 nucleotides long. Lineage: Eukaryota; Metazoa; Chordata; Lepidosauria; Squamata; Lacertidae. The record is from the annotation of a GenBank genome assembly.
GUUUUCUUUUGAAGUCUGGUUGGCAUGAGCUGGAGCUUUGUUCUCUUGCAACAUUUUGCCCCGUUGCGAAGAAAGGUCUUUUGUGCAGAGGAGUGGAAGCCCUUAAUGCUCUCUUAAUCUGGGUCAGACUUUGGACUGGUCUCUCAGGUUUAUUUUUAAACCAGGGAUUAAUGACGCUUCCUCCUUCACCGACCAAAGGUUUUUCCUCUCUCCCACCUGCCCCACCUUCUUCCAACUGCACCGAGUCUUCUGAGAGGGGUGAGAACGGACUGAGGAGAAAUGGUUGGCAAAGAAGACCGGGCCGUCUCUCUCGAGCUGGGCCAGAAUGAAGGCAUCGAGAACAACGGGUUUGUUCAAAGCGAGGAGCUGGAGGGAAAGGAGGCCGAUGCCACAAGCCAAGAUGGGUUGCCAAAAACAUGUACUCUUUUCAUAGAGGCUGAAACGGCGGAAAAGUUACCAGUGAGGCCUUACGCCGGGAUGCCCAAAGAAGUGCUCCUCCAGUUCUCACCUCAAGCACGCUACAGAAUUACCAGAGAAAUACUUUUCUGGUUGAUCAUUGCAUCCUCGCUGGUGCUUGUGGCAGCUACGAUUGCCAUUAUUGCCCUGUCCCCCAAAUGCCUUGGCUGGUGGCAAGCCAGCCCCAUCUACCAAAUUUACCCUCGGUCGUUCAAGGACACCGACAGCGAUGGGAAUGGCGAUCUCAAAGGUAGGUGUGUCAGACUUAUUUUAUCUUCUGUUUCCUUGCAUUUCUAUCCUGCCUUUCUUCCAUCAUGGUUCCCAGACAUUCACUACCUGGACUCACAGCUGAGUCAGCAAGAUGGUGGUCUCACAGGCUGUAAGAAUAUAUCUUAGCCUUUUCCUUCCUUUUUUUUUUACAAAUCUUUUUUAUUCAGUUUUACAUUCUACAUUUGAAUUAAAACAUUAAUCAUAAUCAUCCUCAUUUAGGAUACUCUGAAUUCUUAGACUCCCUCCCUCAUGUUUCCAUUAUCAAACAUUUCCUACUGCAUCACAUAAUUUCUCUGUUUUACUUUCAGUAAUCUGUUUUUACCUUAGUUUUUAGUACAUUACAGGCAUUACUCAAAUCCUGCCAAAGCUUUUAGUUGUUUACAGUGUUCUAUAUCUUAGCCUUUUCUGUUCUAGUCAGAGUAAUGGAGAAUGAGAUUUCCUGACCCAGAAUAUAUAUAUAUAUAUAUAUAUAUAUAUAUAUAUAUAUAUAUAGAAAUGUAUCUUGAAGCUUUAUUGCCUAAAAUUGUGGACAUAUGUCCCACUCUAUGAGACAAGGAAGUUAUAAAAUAAGGGACCUUGCAGGAAAGGAAAUCAGGUGGAAUGUUCAAUCAUAACUUCAACAUUAAGUCACUUUCACACCGGACCUUUUAAAAGCAUUCUUACACCACUUUAACAGUCGUGGUUUCUUGCAAAGUACCCUGAGAACUGCAGUUAAGGGUGCUGAGAGUUGUUAUGUGAUUCCUGGCUGUGCUACCAUUCCCAGCACCCUCAAAAAAACCACAGUUCCCAGUAUUCUUUGAGGGAAGCCAUGGCUGUUGAAAUGGUUGUGAGUGCUUUAAUUGUAAAGUGGCAAGAGAUGCAACUGUUGGCAGUGGGGCUGCAUCCCCCACCACACCUGAAGGCGGCAAUCUAGCUUGGGGGGGGGGUGUUGCAGGAAAAUGAACACACACCUUGUGAGCAGAGCGCUAGGUGUGCUAGCACGGUUUCUACUGGGAAGGCAAGUAGGCAAGACACACAGACAGACCAUGUUACUAAAAAGUACCCCUGCUACUUCCGGGGUGCCAGGUCAGGAGGAGAGGAAAAGCUGAGUGUGCAAAAUAGAUUUGUCCUCUAAAUCGGGGAAGCCUGGCAGAAACGGGUUUUGUCCACCGCAGCGAGCAUCCUUCACUGACGUGCAUGUGGAUUUUCCUGCAUUCAUGUUGCAGGAUUUAUUUAUCCAGACAAACACAUACCACCAUCACCCCAAUGCAAGCAUGAGGUUCUUCACAUAGCCAGUGCUGGCUGGGAAAUGCCAUUGAGUAAAGGGAGGACAGGUAAAUUUAAAAAGCAUAGAUGCACAUGUGUAAAAAAUAUUUAGGGAAUAAGGGAUGAAAGCGUUUGUAAUUUUGAAGGCAACUUUUUUUCUCUCUCCUCUCUCCUCACAAUGCUGCUAGAGACCAUCAGUGCACCUCUUCAAAAUAUAGCCACUGCCUGCCUGCCUGCCUGUCUGAUAUGGAGCGAGAUAAACUAACUGGUCAGUUAGUCCAUCUAGCUCCAUAUCAGACAGACAGUGGCUCUGCAGUGCAAGUCCUCCAAUUGGGAAGAUAUCUGGGAUUGAAACAGAGACCUUUUGCCCAAAGAGCAAUGUUUUCUGCCACUGAGCAAUGGCUAGAUAAGCCUCCUGGGGAAAGGCCAGCUUGUUUGUGGGCUGGUAAUGCUUAUUCAUUUCCCCCCAAGGUACGUAAUGUUAAUCCUCCAAACCCCAAAGACCAAGGUACGAAGGGCUGCCUUAAGGCUUCCUCUGUAUGUUGUUGUUGUUUAGUCAUGUCCGACUCUUCAUGACCCCAUGGACCAGAGCACACCAGGCACUCCUGUCUUCCACUGCCUCCCACAGUUUGGUCAAACUCAUGCUGGUAGCUUCGAGAACAGUGUCCAACCAUCUCGUCCUCUGUCGUCCUCUUCUCCUUGUGCCCUCAAUCUUUCCCAACAUCAGGGUCUUUUCCAGGGAGUCUUCUCUUCUCAUGAGGUGGCCAAAGUAUUGGAGCCUCAGCUUCACGAUCUGUCCUUCCAGUGAGCACUCAGGGCUGGUUUCCUUAAGAAUGGAUAGGUUUGACCUUCUUGCAGUCCAUGGGACUCUCAAGAGUCUCCUCCAGCCCUGUAUAGCCCUGCCUUUUUACUGAGGGCAUGAACUGCAAAUAGACUUCCAGGGUCCUCCACUUUCAGAGGUAAGGGCUGUGUGGUGUUCAUACCAUACAUUAAAGCACAUCUCCCUGCUCCCAAGAAUCCUGGGAACUGUAGUUAAGGGUGUUGGGAAUUGUAGUUCUGCCAUAGGUAAACUACAGUUCCCAGGAUUAUUUGUGUGGGGAAGGUGCUUUAAAUGUGCUUCGAAUAUGUGGUGUGUAUGAAGCCCAAGUAGCUAAUGAGGUCUGUGCCUUUUCUUGACACCUCCUUUCUGUUCAUUUUGGUGUUAAAUCAAAACUGGUUUACAGUGGUACCUCGGGUUAAGUACUUAAUUCGUUCCGGAGGUCCGUUCUUAACCUGAAACUGUUCUUAACCUGAAGCACCAGUUUAGCUAAUGGGGCCUCCCGCUGCCGCCGUGCCGCCAGAGCACGAUCUCUGUUCUCAUCCUGAAGCAAAGUUCUUAACCUGAGGUACUAUUUCUGGGUUAGUGGAGUCUGUAACCUGAAGCAUAUGUAACCUGAAGCAUCUGUAACCCGAGGUACCACUGUAUUUGAAAGAUAAAUAGAUCAUUAUGGGACGUUCUGUUUCUGGCUAGCGGCAUUAGCCUUGCUACUGUUGGCUGCAUUUUGCAAAAGUGGGAGAUGCAUAUUUUGAUAAACACUCAAAAAUAUUCAGUAAGAAAUAUAAGGUAAGAGCUACAGCUCACUGCUUGUCCUUUUCUGGAAUGCAAUGUCAGAUGACCCCAAAGCUACUAGGCAACUGUUUGUAUCUGAAGAAUGUGUAGCAGCCCUGAUUAAGGCGAAGAUAAAGAGAGGUUUGGGAACUGGAAGAAGAAUAACAGUCAUAGUGAAGGCAAAGGCAAAAGGCAGUUUACCUAACGGAAAAUAGAAAGUUGGACUUUGGCCCUGAAAUUAUUCUUAUACAGUGGUACCUCAGGUUACAAACGCUUCAGGUUACAAACACCGCUAACCUGGAAGAGUUACCUCAAGUUGAGAACUUUGCCCCAGGAUGAGAACAGAAAUUGUGUGCUGGUGGCGCAGCGGCAGCAAGAGGCCCCAUUAGCUAAAGUGGUACCUCAGGUUAAGAACAGUUUCAGGUUAAGAACAGACCUCCAGAACGAGUUCAAGUUUGUAACUAGAGGUACCACUGUAGUCUUGUGCCUUAGAAAUCUUUCCAGUUAAUGUUUCAUGAAAUUAAAAGAUCUAGAAGGGUGGUUUGGGGGUUGUUGUUUUUAAAUACUCUACAUUCCUAAUGAAGAAAACAAAGGAUGCUGUAGCUAUUCUCAGACACCACCAUAGCUUCUUGGGAAUUAAUUAUUCUGCCAUGGAGACUUGGACCCCCUUGGUCAGCGUUUAGUUAAUUCUGAAUGGGAGGACGUUCUACAUCCCCUCAUCCUUCCCCAAACAGCCUGCUGCCAAGUCCCAUGGCUACUGGUGAUGCUAAUCCAUCUUGCUCCUUCUGUCUCUGGGACUGGCAAUCCAAACACUGGAUUUUAUUUAUUUGCUUGCAACAUCCUGCCUUCCUUCCACCAUGGAACCCCAGUGGUCUACAAGGGGUUCCCUGGUGGUCACCCAUCCAGACACUAUCCAGAGCCAGAGCUGCUUAGCUUCAACAAGGUGGUGACCUCACUUGCCUUCAGACCAUACCCUAAGAUGGCCCACUCCAAGACUAAGGAGAGGCUUCCUAUAAGUAUCUCUCAUGCGUUGUAACACUUGAACAAGUUAGGAACAACAGCAGUUCCAAACCUUACCCUAUGUUAUUGAUAAUGGAUUCUGGAUCAUGUGAACCAAGAAUGGAAGGAAGGAAGACUUUCCUGCCUCCUCCUUUCCUUCACUGCUCUCUGUGGUCUCCAAAAGCUGCUUCAGAGGUCUGGGAGAAUGGGAUGGUACUGAACAUAGGGAGCUGCUUGCUAAAGGAGUGGGGGAACUGGCCAAAAUCAGAUGGAUGGAAUGGAAUAUCCUGGAAGAGGUCCUAACAGGUUGGCUGGUUCAAACACAAGGCAGGAGCAAUGUUCUGCAGUGCAGCAUUAGUUGUUGUUGUUAGUUAUUAACCCACCUUUUAUUCAAGGAGCUUGAGGCAGUGUAAGUGUCCCUGUCCCCCCACAACUCAUUUGGGCCUCAUAACUAUCCUGUAAGAUGCAGAAGGAGUGAACUUCGCAAACCAUCAAGAAUUUGAACCAGCUAACCCCACUGGUUGUUACGGCAGUUUGUUCCUUCCCUUUUAUUUUCCCUACCUAGGUAUCCAAGAAAAGCUGGAUCACAUCCAGUAUCUAAAUGUAAAAACAAUCUGGAUCACAUCUGUUUACAAGUCUGCCUUACAAGAUUUCGGAUAUGGCAUAGAAGACUUUCGAGACAUAGACCCGAUGUUUGGAACCAUGAAGGAUUUUGAAAACCUGGUUGCAGCGAUACACGAUAAAGGUUGGCUUUGCUCUAUGUUUUAUUCUGGAUUGUUUCAUUUGCUGUUUAUAUGUACUUUGAUAUUUUUUUCCUUAAAAUUAUAAAACCGUAUAGAAAUGAAAUGGAAUGAAUGAAUGAAUGAUGAUGAUACAUCCCACUUAGUUAGCUAACUUAUUGAUAACAGAAUUAGCCAUUAAGUUGCAUCUGGAAUGAUCUCUGCUGCUGCUCAUCCAACAGGGAGCGAGGAAGAUCCAUUCUGCAGGUUAUUGGAUCCAAGCUAUAUUUUACUUGGUUUUGUGAAAUGCUUAGUAGUUUUUAUUACAUGCUAAUUAACUCCAUUGAUCUUCGGGACAGGAUCUUCACAAGCCCUUUUAGCAAUUUUUGGUAACAAUUUCCCCCAACUUGGUCCCAGUGCUUCAGAUGGUUCAGCUCAGUAAUCUUUGCAAUAAGCCUUUACAGUAAACAAGCAAGAUUAUCCCCCAUCUGCUAUUGUGCACCUGUCCAGUCAAAGCCCAAGACUUAGUUCUCUUCUAGGAACAAUGCAGGUGUGUGCAGUUUGACAGGCUGUUUUUUUACAUCCUCUUGUGCAAGGUUUGAAAGUGAUAAUGGAUCUAAUACCUAACCACACAAGUGACAAGCACAACUGGUUUCAGCUUAGUCGCAAUCGGACUGAAAAAUAUGCGGAUUAUUACAUCUGGCAUAACUGCACGUAUACCAAUGGGACCACCAAACCACCAAAUAACUGGGUGAGUACAGAACUCCGAUGGCACAACAAUAAACAAACAAAACAUGCAGCAAUGUAGGCAUAAGCCUCACACCACGUGGUUCAAACAGUGACCAAACAGAGAGGCCUGGUGAGCUGUAUGUGGUUCCUGAGCCUGAGGUUCUCCACCCGUUAUAGGUAUACGAUGAGAGGUGAUAUGCUUCUGAAUACCAUUUGUUGGAAACCGCAAGAGGAGAGAAUGCUCUUGCGCUCAGGGCCUGAUUGUAGCAUCUGGGUGGCCACUGGGGAAAGAGGAUGCUAGAUUGGAUGGGCCCUUGCCUGAUCUAGCACGCUCCCCUUACAAAAUAGUAUUAGUCUCCCUUUUUUUCUCAAUGAUAGCCUCCUUGCUCUUGCAGACAACCUCUGCUUUGAUCACAGCAGCUCCGCUUUCCCAGUAAAUGCCAUUCACAUUUAAGUUAUGUCUGGCUGUAGCAGGUCAUCUCCUCUUAUGUAGCUUGAUUUCAUUAGGACUGCUAUUAACAUAUGUAUAAUAUAUAUAGACAUAAUAUCUAUAAUUUGCUAAGCAGCGAUACUGCAAUAGCAACUUCAGCUCAAAAUGAGAAAACACACACACACACAAACUUGAAUUGUGAAAUCACAUGGUUACAGAAUACUUUGUUCCCGAAAACAUUCGCUGGGAACAAAAGUCCACUGACUCCAAUAUAAUGCUCUAUCAAUUAAGAGUUUAGCCCUGUGCGCACUUACUCGGGAAGAAAGGGAGCAAAUUCUGACUAAACACAUUUAGGAUCAACCUGUUAAUCAGUAAUAGCAUUGUAAGGGUUGUGAUGUUAUUAAACUGCAAGCAUUUCCAAACAAACAAGAGAUGUGAAAUUCAGCUUCUUAUGAGAUAUUUUGCCCUCCUAAGCACACAUGUGUCACGUAAGUGAUUUGGUUGUUGAAGCAUUAGCUGCUGUUGCUUGUUUUCUGCUUCGUUUGAUCUUAAUUCUUUUUCGAGUCUGCUUUUCUGGCUUAUUUUCGGCCGCUCUCUGUAGAAACCUGUUGGCAGGAAGCGGCACAUUUCGCAUGGCUAGUUCGUUGUGACAUACCCCUUGUUCCAGUGGGCACGCCAGCCUAGGAGCCUCCUCAUCACAGCUGUCUCUUCCCCCUGCCAAACAUGACAUCAGAAUCAAACAAACCGGCUCAUUGUUAGAUCACUCUUUUCUGUUUCUGUAAUGCAAAGAUGUCAGACACUGGUUUCACUAGGAUGAAAACUCUGCUCUCAUUUCCCACAUUUUAAUCUGAGGCUGGAGCGGUUUGGGAAACGGCUGCAGAGGACAGUUUCAGAAAACACUGCGCUGUUUUGCCGUAACAUGCCCUUCAAUGUGUUUCAGGCCAGAGCACAAAUUGUGAUUUUGGCGAACAAAUCUGUAUUGAGAAGUAAUUUUAUUUUAAACAUUUUGCCCUGUAGUGUGCUUGCACUUUGUAAAAUGAGCUUGACAAACAGGAAGCUAACAAGGAAUCUUUGUUGUUAUGUUGGAGGGGAUGCCAGCAGGUGUAAAUCUGUAUCUUUCUUUUUUUUUGGCAAAGGGUGUUUAAGGAGAUAACAGAAAUCACUGGGUUGGUAUCUCACCCCAGUAAAAUUAGCAAAGAUCUGUAAAAAAUAUUCAAAUCUCUGUUGGAGAUGUAAAACAGAGGUGGGGACUAUGUAGCAUAUGUGGUGGGGGUGCAAGGUGGUUAAACAAUUUUGGAUUGUGGUACAUGAAGAACUUUAAAAGAUAUUUAAAGGUUCAAUUUCCAAAAAGCCAGAAGCAUAUUUGCUGGGCUUAGUAUCCAGUGACAUCCCCAAGGAGAAAAGGAAUGUAGUCCUUUACGCAACAGCAGCGGCUAGAUUACAAGUGGCAAAAAAUUGGAAAACAGGAAAAAUACCGGAACUAUUAGAAUGGCGAGCCAAAAUUUGUGAAUUUGCUGAGGUGGCAAAAUUAAUGGCAACAAUCAGAGGCUGUCCUAAUCAAAAAAACUCACAAAGAGUGGGAGUACGUAAAGGAAUACAUGGAAAGAUCUGGUUUCGGAACUCAAAUUUAAUAGGCGAUAGCUAAAAGCCGCAAGGAUACGGAACAACAAAUACAUAUCUUAGUUAAUGCAACGAGAAAUAACAUUAUGUAGAGAAGAUCGCACAUGGGUGAAAGGAAGUAAGGGGUAUGGGGGGAGGGAGGUAUAGGGUAGUAUUCAGAAAAUUGUUAAGGAUAUAUAUGGGAUUUAAGAGGCCAAGAACAAAGAGUUAUAAGAAGGAGACUAACAUUAAUGAAAAGUGAAAUAAGGAAAUCUGAGAAGAAUUUGGUACAAAUGAAAACAUAUGAGUCAUGGUUUUGCUUGUAUUUUGGCUUGUAUUUUGGCUGUAAAGUUUUCUGUUGUAAAGAUUGUAUAUAAGAGUUCUGUGUAAAAAUCAUUUAAAAAGAAAGAAAGAAAUCACCAGGUUAAAGUCUACUGAAAGUCCAGAGGUGGCAUUAUUAUCAAUUUACGAUGGGGUGAAAGGUUCGCAGGUGAUGAAGGACUUACUCCCAAAUUUAUUGACAGCUGCAUGCAUUAUUAUAGCUAGGAAGUGGAAGGGGCAAGCAAAACAUAAAAUGGAAGAAUGGUAUAAAGAGGUGUGGGAUAUAGCUAUUAAUGAUAAAUUAACAUGUGCCAUUAAGGUAAGAUGGAGAAUACGCAGGAGAAAUUAUUUUGAGGCGAUAUGGAGGGUGUUUGUAGAAUUUGUACUGUUAAAACGGAAAGGGGUCAAACCAUCGCAAGAAGUGUUGAAAUUUUGGGAGGUUGCAUAGUUACAAUGGAAUGGUCUUGGUGGUGGGGUCACAUUUUUACCUUUAUUUAUUUAUGAUUAUUACUUUGUCAAAAUAAAAUUAAAAAUUAAAAAACAAAAAAAUAAUUCUACCAAUCAACCAACAAACAAACAUGCAUAGGAAGUGGCUUUGUCUGAGUCGGAGCAUAGGCAACAUGCCUGCUUCCAGACAUUGCUGGACUGCAAUCCCCAUCUGUAUUGGCUACCCCCGGUCUACACUGUCUGGCAGCGGGUCUCUAGCAUUUCAGAGAAGGAUUUCUCCCAGCCCCAUCAGGAGAUGCUAGGGAUUGAAGCUGGAGCCUUCCACAUGAAGAGCAGGUGCUCUUCAACUGAGCUAUGACCCAAAUGUUUUGCACAUUUGGUUUUUUUAUUUCAUUGGCUUAUAUAUAAUUGAAAUUUGACCAGACCAUUGUGUUUUCCUGUUGCCCAUUUUGGAUGCUGCUCCUUUGGGCGACUAUUUGAUUUAAUUGUCGACUUCUAUGAUAAAGGUGCAAACCAGAAAAAGUCACGCAUAAGACAAGGUGGCAGCCCCAUUCUGAGUUCUUGACUCCCCCCUCUUCCCAAAAUAAACACUAUUUCCCAAUGGUUGCCAUUAAUUUGAUUUUGAAUUGAUUUUAGAAUGCAUUUCAAUUGAUUGAUUGUGAUUUUAUGUGAACUGUGUUGCCUUUAUUGUUGUUGGCCACUCUCAGCCCGGCUUCGGCUGGGGUGGGCGGGAUAUAAAUAAAAUUUUAUUAUUUUAUUAUUAUUAUUAAUUUGAUUAUUUGCAUGCAUUAUUUCUUGAAAUGCCCGUAUGCCACCUUUCUUCCAUGAAUGGCACUCACAGCGACUCACACACUUCCAGCGCAUAUUUUUAACAUACAGAAGAAGAAGGGUGUGCUGGACCCCGGGGGGGCAGGUUACCGAGAGUCCGGUCCUGGGUUGAGGGUCUGGAGACUGUCCACCAAGGGCGAAGCGGAGUCCAAAGCAGGAAGCCGGGCGUGGUCAGGAACUCUGGAAGAACAGGGCUGGGUGCUGGCAGAAACAGGUUUCCAACGACGUUGUUCCCGCAACCUGGGACCGGGCUGACCGGCCUUUAUCUUCUCUGAGGCCAGGGGCAGCCCCGGCCCACAGGUGACCCGCCUCUCCUGGCCUUAAGGUGAGCACUCCUCCUGGGAGUACUUAGUUCCCUCCGCCUUUCUGACCUGAGCCUCUGCAGCUCAGGAGAGGCUGGAGGGUUACUGGACCCUGGGGGAGGCUCACCUUCCCCUGACAGGGCUGGGAGAGGCGCACCUGCAGGCAAUGGGUCCUCAAUCACCUCCGGAGCCAGAGUGGAUUCAUCUGGUGUCUGCUCCUGAGGAUCCGGCACAGGUGCAGGUGCUUCAGAUUCAAGGCCCUGCCCCGGCUCAGCCGGCCCUGGAGGCGGGGACUCCUGUGCAGGCUGGGAUUCCUCUGGUUCAGCCUCUGAAUCAGACUCCCAGGCCAUCACACCGGGAGAAGGAGAGCAGAGGCGGUUUGAGGGUUGCACUUGGGUGCCGAGCUGCAGCUGGUACCACAAUAACACUGUAGAAUGGAGCGAGAGAGGUGGGGGUGCUGAAUCUCUGACAACCCUGGAUGGCAGUAGCUAUCCAGGGCUAUCUUUACUUUCCUUGAAUGAGGCCCAGAUUCCUCCAGUUAGGCCUGAUUUGAGAUUUGGGCCUCGGCUGACUUUAAUGCGCAUCCUUAAUUAUAACAACAACGAUUCUAAAUAGUCUGAUUUUUAAAAAAGAUAUAAUGUUCCUUAUGCAAUCAGGUGAGCGUGCUGGGGAACUCCAGUUGGCAGUAUGACGAAGUGAGAAACCAGUGCCACUUCCACCAGUUUGGAAAAGAGCAGCCAGAUUUAAAUUUCCGUAACCCAGAUGUUGAAGAAGAAAUUCAUGUAAGUAAUCAAUUGCAUUCUGAUCACGAAGGCAUGCACAUGGUCUUUGGAUCACGAAAUAUGAUUUGUUGAUGCUACCUGUUUUGCUAAUUUAUAAUAUAAUGGGGAAUAAUGAGCAUGUUUAAAAAUCCUGUUGAUAUCAUUGCUUUAUUAUUAUUAUUAUUAUUAUUAUUAUUAUUAUUAUUAUUAUUUUCAAUUCUUUUUAUUAAUUUUCUAUAACCAAACAACGAAAAGUAAAAAAAAAACAAAUAAACACACCAAAGAAAAAAGAAAACAUCAACCAAAACAGAAAACAUAAACAGACAAAAAGACAAACAUUAAUUAACAACAAAUAAUGGUUGACUUCCCUCCAUCUCGGUUUUGGGUUAUGUAAAAUAAUAAUUCCAUUCUGCAGUUUUCAUUUUAUAUCAUCUACACAUUGCAAGGAUUAUGUUAAACCUACUGUGAUUUUUAUAUCUCUAGAAUUUGUUUCCAUGUAUGUUAUAAAUUUGGUCCAAUCGUCAAUAAACUUUGUACCUUUUUGCUGUCUGAUAUUCUGCGUCAUUUUUGCCAAAUCCGUAUAUUCAAAUAAUUUAAUUUGCCAAUCUUUAACGGUCGGGAUAUUUGGGGUUUUCCAAUUUUGUGCUAACAGGAUCCUGGCAGCUACAGUUGCAUACUGAAACAUUAUAUGGUCUUCUUUCUUAAUCUCGUCUCCGAUCAUUCCCAGAAGGAAGGCUUCGGGUUUUUUAACGAAAGUGUAUUUAAAUAUUUUUUUCAAUUUGUUGUAUAUGGAUUCCCAAUUUUUUAAAAUUUCUUCACACUUCCACCACAUAUGGUAGAAACUUCCUUCUUUAGUUUUACACUUCCAACACCUUUUAUCUCCAGUCUUAUACAUUUUUUGCAAUUUCACAGGGGUGAUGUACCAACGGUACAUAAUCUUUUCCAUAUUUUCUCUAAGGGUAGUGCAGGCUGUGAAUUUCAUUCCUUUACUCCACAACCUCGUCCAUUUGUCAAAAUCUAAAUUGUAUCCGAUGUCUAUCGCCCAUUUUACCAUAACCUCCUUGACCUCUUCGUCCUUAGUGUCCCAUUCUAAUAACUAAUUAUACAUUUUAGAUAGAAGUUUGGUUUUACUUUCUAUUAUCUCUACCUGGAACUUAGAUUUUUUCUCAUUCAUCCCAAUCUUUUUAUCUUCCUUCCAUAAGGCGUUAAUUUGAUGAUACUGCAACCAACCUGUUAAUUUGUUUUUAAACUCUUCGUAUGGUCUAAUUUUCCAUCCUCUUUCUGAUCUUUCCAGGAGGUCUUCAUAGGUCCAUCUCUCACCUUCUAUAUUUAUUUUUUUAAUAGUUAAGAUAUCAAUAGGCGAUAGCCACCAGGGGGUAUUUUUCCCCAACAGUUUUCUAUUCUUUUCCCAUGCCUCUAACAAUGUUCCUCUGAUAAUAUGAUUUGAGAAGCCUUUAUGCACCUUUUCCUUAUUCUGCCAGAGAUAAGCAUGCCAGCCGAAUCUUAAAUCGAAGCCUUCUAAGUCCAGCAGAUCUGUGUUUUUUAAUACAAUCCAUUCUCUGAGCCAGCAAAGGCACGAGGCUUCAUAAUACAAUCUCAAAUUUGGGACCGCGAAUCCUCCUCUGUCUUUUCUAUCCGUUAACAAUUUAAAUCUAAUUCUCGGUCUUUUGCCUUGCCAUAUAAAUUUAGAGAGAAUUUUUUGCCAGUUUUUGAAUAUUGAACUUCCUCUAAUCACCGGGACAUUUUGGAAUAAAAAUAAUAGUUUCGGCAGUAUGCACAUCUUAAUUGCUGCCAUUCUACCUGACCAGGAGAGUUUUAUCCUAUUCCAAAUAUCUAAUUCCUUUUGAAUUUCCUUCCAGGUGUUUAUGUAGUUAUCGGCCAUUAAAUUUAUGUUUUCCAUCAUUAGCCAAACUCCCAGGUAUUUUACCUUUUUUGCUUCUUUGAUUCCAGAUUGAAGUUCUAACUGCCUCCUUAAAUCUUCCCCCAUGUUCUUAACCAUCAUUUCAGUUUUGGUUUUAUUUAACUUAAAGCCUGCUACUUUCCCAAAUUCCUCUAGAAGUACCAGGACUUUAUCAAUACUUUUUUUGGGGUCCUCCAACGAUAUUACCAAGUCAUCAGCGUACGCUUUCAGUUUGUAUUCUUUCACCCCAAUUCUGAUUCCUCGUAUCUCUGGUGUUUUCCUUAUCUUAUUAUAAAUAAAAGCGGUGACAGGGGGCAACCUUGCCUCGUACCCUUUGAAAUUUCAAAUGCGUCAGAUAAAUUAUUGUUAAUAAUCAGUUUGGCUCUUUGACUUGAGUAGAUUGCUUUAAUUCCCUCCAUGAAGGCACCUUCUAUCCCUGCUGUCUCCAUGCACUUUAAUAGGAACUGCCAGGAUACAUUAUCAAAUGCUUUUUCUGCAUCAAUAAAAAUUAAUACUGCAGGGAUUUCAUUCUUCCUUUCCAGGUAUUCAGUGAUGUUUAUUAUGUGCCUAACAUUAUCUUUUAAUUGUCUAUUAAAAAGGAAUCCAGCUUGAUCCGUAUGUAUUACAUUUUUUAGGUAUUUCUUAAGUCUGUUUGCAUUAUUUCAGCAAAUAUUUUAUAAUCAUUGUUAAGGAGCGAUAUCGGUCUGUAGUUUUUUAUAUUCAAUUUGUCUGAGUCCGCUUUAGGUAUCAACAUGAUGUGAGCAUCUUUCCAGGAGUCCGGUAUCUUCCCUCCUUGUAGGAUAUUAUUCAUUACAUCACAUAACACCGGGGCUAAAUAUUCUCCCAGAACUUUAUAGUAUUUGGCCAAUAAUCCAUCUGGGCCCAGUGCUUUCCCUGCUUUCAUUCUCUUUAUUGCUUCCUGGACUUCAUCUAUUGUUAUGGACUUGUUCAGUUGGGUUUUCUCUUCCUCCGUUAUGGAUGUUAUUCUGUUGUUUUCUAAAUAUUUUUCUGUUUCUAUUAUAUCUUCUUCUUUUUGUAUAGUUUUUCAAAGAAUUUUAGGAAGUUUUUCUUUAUUUCGUUUGGGUCUUCCACAAGCCGUUCUUCUAUUUUUAUCUUAUUAAUCACAUUUUGCUUUUUCCUUUUUCAUAGUUGCCAGGCCAAGAAUUUCCCCGUUUUGUUUGCUGAUUCGAAAAAUUUUUGCCUCAUUGAUUUAAUUCUCCAUUUGACUUCUUGGUUAAUUAGCAUUGAAUAUUGUAAUUGUAGUAGUUUGGAUGUUUGUUUGUUCUGUUCAUCACUGGGAUUUGUUAUUAAUUUUUUCUCACAUUCUCUUAAUUGGGUCAGGAUUCCAUCUUUCUUUUGUUCUCUUAUUUUUCCCCUAUGGCUAUUUUGUUGAGUUAGAAAGCCUCUUAACACCGCCUUGCUGGCGUCCCAGACUAUAUCAAUAUUUGUCUCUUUAUUAAGGUUUAAAUCAAAAAAGUAUUUUAAGGUGUUUUGGGCCUCCUCAGUCACAUCAUCAUUUUCGAAUAAAUAUUCAUUCAUUCUCCAUCUAUACACACCCUGAAUUCCACACUUAAUUUCCAGGGAUAUUGAAUUGUGAUCGGAAAGAGUUCUGGGUUGUAUUUCACAUUUUUCAUCUCUUGUUACUAGUUCGCUUGAUACCCAAAUCUGGUCUGUUCUGCCCCAGCUCUGGUGCGGCUCUGAAAAGUAUGUAAAUUGUUUUAUCAGUGGGUUUUUGUGUCUCCAGAUAUCCGUCAAGUUUUCUUCAAGGUUUUUAAACGAUCUUGGUAAUUUCCCUUGACUCAUUUUUUUCCUUUUUGCACUUCUAUCUAGUUCUGGUAUUGGUACUCCAUUUAAGUCACCGAGUAAAAUCAGUUUAUGAGUCUCUAAGUCCAAUAAUAUUUGUUCCAGUUUUUUGAAAAAUUCUGCUUUAUUCGUGUUUGGGGCAUAGACAGUUACCACAUUGAAUUUUUCUCCCUGAUGAUUAAUUUGUAUCCCCAAAAUUCUCCCUUCCUCAUCUUUGCAUAUUAAUUUAGGGUCCCAUUUUUCUUUUGCGUAUAUCACCACUCCUCUUUUUUUGUUUGCAUCUGAAUUAAUAAAUUCAACCCCCAACCUUUUAUUUAUCAAAAUAUGUUUGUGUUUUUUGGCCACAUGUGUUUCCUGACAGCAUAUCACAUCAACAUUCUUUUUCAUCAAAACCUUCGAAAUUUUAUUCCUUUUAGAUUUGUCAUUUAGUCCGUUCACAUUCCAAGAUAGAAUUUUAAGAGUCAUUAUUGUAUUUUUUUUUAAAUUCGUACUACACACGUUCUCAGGCUUAUAGUCUAGUUUUCCCGUUCCUUGUAAUUUCUUCCUCCUUUUCUUCCUCUUCUUCUCCUCCCACUGCACCUUCUUCCUCUUCUUCUUCCUCUUCUUCCUCCACUUCUUUCCCUUUCUCCACUUUCUCUUUUUCCUUCUCUUUCCUUCUCUUUCUCUCCCUCUCCUCUGUAAUUCUCUCUCUCUCUCUUCAAAUCUUUCUUCCACUUUCCCUAGCUCCUUCUUGUAUCUUUUCAAAAAAAAUUUCCACUUCUUGGGUAUUCAUCAAUCUAAAUCUUUUGUCCUUGUAAUAGAAGGUAAUCCCUUCUGGGAAUUCCCAUCUAUAAGAUAUAGCAUUCCUUUUCAGAACACUUACUAUUUGUCUAUAUCCGUCCCUUUACGCAAGAGCCUGAUUGGAAUUUCUUUAAAUAUAACAAUAGGUCUUCCUUCAAUUAUUAAUUUUUUUUAAUAGCUCAUUCUUAAGAUCAUAUUUUUCAUCUCAAUUGAAUUGAAGACCACUAGGCAGUCACCAACAAGUUUUUUCGAUUUAGCUUGUUGCGUUUUCCCUCUAAUUCUAAAUGCCUUAUCUAUCGUAUAGGCUACCUCUUCCUCUUUCAAUUCUAGCCAUUUAGAUAGCUCUCUAAUCAUUUUUUCUUUUACAUUCUCAUUUACUUCUUCUCCAACUCCUCUAAAUUUUAAAUUGAGCUGUUUCUGCCGCAUUUCUACCAUGGCUAAAUUAUCCGACAGUUGGUCUUGUCUGUUGUUCCAUUCUCUUAUUUCCUCCUUUAUUUUUUCUGUCUCUUUCUUUUGUUCUUUCAUCUCCUUUUGAAUUUUCUUAUUUGCUUCUUCAAUUGAUUUUGACCUAACUGUCAAAUCUUGAAUCUUACUAGAGAGUUCUCCUACGGCCCCUUCUAUUUUCUUGUCUAUCCUCUCCUGCACCUCUCCUAAUUUAUUUUCCAUAUGUACCUCACUUUGUUUAAAUUCCUCCUUAAUCUUUAACCACAAGAUAUCUAAAUCUUUGAUUUCCUCUUGUCGAAAUGCUUUCCUUUCCCCGGGGGUCCCUCCUGCCUUUUUUCAAUUUUCCCCCAACAUUUUACGUUAUUUUCCCAGAAUGUCAGUUUUAUUACCUAGUCUCUCCCUUAGAGGGCGCACAAUCACUCUCUCUUGCUCUAAAUCCUGUACCUCCCAAUAUCUUCCUCCCAGGAUUCCAGACCUGAGUGGUGUCUCUGUUACCAAAAAUACAGACAAAACCCAGUCCAAUCUAAAUAGUAAACAUCAUACAAACACAAAUCCAGAAUGUUCCAUAGUUUCUUCUCUGAGUCCGCAAUAUAUCUACUAAAGCUGAGAUGUCUAUUACCUUAAAUCACCUUAUAUAGAAUUAUCUUUUACUCCGAACGCACAGAAUUAGAAACUUUAAGAUUUAAAUUAAAGAUCUUUCCCACAAAAAACCCCAAACGAAGUCCUCUAAUAAAACUUGGUUUGUUUCCCUAAAGGAAACCAAGUACCUUUAGCCUAGUUGAAAAAUAGUCCUAUUUGCGUAAUUUUUUCAGAGAGAUCGAAAAAAGCAAAGAGUAAGGAAAAAUAAUUUUUCUGUAAACAAAGAAUAGUUUUCAGGUAGUCCUAAUCAAUCCUAAUCAGUUCUAGUCAAUUCUGGUGUCUUCUGCCACUUGUCGGCUUAAUCCAACUUGAGUCUUCCACGAUUGUUGUCUCGUCGAAGCCCCCCCCAAAAGACCUCAGAAUAUGGAAUCGUGAUUUGUUUCACAUAGGUAUCAAAUUAACCAAAUGUCCUCAAUGUUGAAAGUCAUUAAGUAAAUCCAAAGUUCAUUCAGCUUUGCAAGGUCAAAUAUAAUUUAGUUUUGGAAAGGGAAUUUAAAUUAUAAUGAAAGAGGUGAGUUCAGUAUAACAAGGCAUGGAGCAGAGAGCGUAGAUGUAAUUUCCAGUCUUAGCCACUGAGGUCAGAGUCUAGAAUCUUCCAUCUCUUUCCAACUCAGUCCAUUUCAAAAUAUCCUCCUGCAGAGCCAAUCCCUGCCGCUUCAGCAAUUGUAAAAAAAUAAAAAGGUUUAGGGAGUCCCUCCAAAAGAAGAGUAGGUGUAAUUCAAUGUUCCCCAAGUCCUUUAUGUUGUUUAAAGAAAGAAAAUUGGCAGGAGUUUCAAAUAUAACCUAAUACAGGGGAGGGUGGAAGGGUAGUCACUUGUUCACUUAAUGUGGCGAGGAGGAGGCAGAGAGUUAGAGCUAAUCUUAACUUUAAUAGUUCUUUAUACGCCUCCUUCCUUUAUCUCUUUAAAGUCCUUUAACGAUCCUUGUACAUCCCCCUUCUGAAUGAAAUCUCUUUUAAUCACACAAAGAAAAAGAGGGAGCAAAAUUUCAUGCAUUCAUUCUUUUCCCUUCUCCUUAAAGCCUUCUCAAAUCUUUUCGCAGUCUUCUUGACUGCAACUCUAUUGAAGUAAAUGAACGCGGUUACUUUUUAACUUUUGUCUUUCCAGCACUAAAGGUGUUCAAAGUCUCUAAUCAGUUCCUUAUUAGUUACUUUGUAUUUGAUAAGUCUAUCUGCCGCAGCAAAAAAGUUGCUGUGGACUUUUUGUUUUGUACUCACUCAGAUAGGCAGCAAGUCACUUCCUUUCUUAUUCUUGCGACUUUGUUUCCUGCGCCAUUUUCCCCCUCAACCGGGAUGAAUUUCCUGCUUUCAAUCUUUAAACAUCCGAAAAUCACUUGGUACGAUCUUCAAGGUUUUAGGGUGAAAAUAUUCCACUUUCGCCAAGGAUUUUAUUGUUAUCUUUCUGGAGAUUCAUCGCGCUUCUCAGGGGAAGCUGAAGGCAUCGCAACACAGGGUCGGUGCUUUCCCGCUUGCGUUCGCAGUCUCGUCGUCCUCGAGUUCUUCGGAAAACCCCCCGAAAAGACAGCGAAACCGCUCCUCCGCUGCUGGGUAGCCUGUCCCUCAAGGGUCCCCCCUUGAGAUUUUUGGGGUGCGCAGUGCCCUUGCGACUCCCCCAAGCCCCCGUGUUGCCAGGAAAACCCCGACGAGGUUUUCCGUGCUUCCUCGCUGUCCGCGAGUCAAACCGGAAGUCUGCUUUAUUAUUAUUUUUUAAUAGCCAGCUCUUCUAACAAUUUUUGAAGGGCUCUAGGUUGAAUAAUUCUACUGAAACACUAUGGAAGUGCUCUCAAGUCCUUUAUUUCAAAAUCACUCUGUUGUUUCCAAACUGACCUUGAGUACAAUCCAGAGGGUGCUAGUUGCACUUAGCUCCCAUUGGAAUCAUGGUUAGUCAUGACUAACUUCCUGUCCUGAUUUCAACUUCUCUGAAUCAAACUCCUUCUGUCCAGAUCUAUAUCUGUUUUAGGUCAGUCCACUCCCCUGUUCCAUGCAGAAAAUCUCAUCAUAAGACUGCAACUUCUAUAACCACACAUGAUUAUCAUAAGGUAGUAAACUUCCUCUACUGAGUGCCCAUAAUAAGGGCUAAAGUACAUGUGGCGUGCAGCCAUGUCUUAAGAGCUAAGAGGCUGCUUCUAUGAAAAAACAGCUCCAGGAGUGGGAGAUUUGUAGUGAGGAAUUAGCAUGGAGAAGAAGCACAAAGGUCUUUACUUUCCACUGCAACUCUCUCCAAGCGGUCCCUCCCUCCCUGUACUUUUACAGACACUCCAUGGACCACCUGAGUGAACCUUGUGGACCACGAAUGGUCUGCAGACCACAGUUUGGGAGCCCCUGUUGUAGAUCCCACAAGUUCCAGGAAGUAUGGCUAAAGGCCAGGGAUGAUGGGAGCUGUAGCUCUGUGACAUCUGCAGGGCCAAAGGUUCUCCACACCUCUUGUUGACAGAGCUUUACGCCAAUCUACAUUUCUUUUACGAAACUCAAAAUACAUGAAAUGUAUUUGCUGUGAUUUCUGACAUAACACAAAACAAUUCUGCCUCAUCUAUCCGUUUAGGAGGUUAUCAGAUUUUGGCUCGGCAAAGGCGUCGAUGGAUUUAGCAUUAGUACGGUCAAAUUCCUGCUGGAAGCAACGCAUCUGAGAGAUGAGCCUCAAGUCAAUAAAUCCCAAAAUCCGGUAACAAUUUUUCUCCUUCGUCCUCUUACAGUAGUACACACUUCGGACUGAUAAGGGUUCCUUACAUUUUGUUAGUGAGCUGUCCUAGCUGAAUAGGCUCAGAGGCAGUUUAUAUUCUCAGAGGCAAUGUACCUCUGAACCAUAGCUGUCAACUUUUCCCUUUUUUAAAGGGAAAUUCCCUUAUUCCGAAUAGGAUUCCUCGCAAGAAAAGGGAAAAGUUGACAGCUAUGCUCUGAACACUAUGUGUUGUGGACAAACGGGGCGGGGGGGGGUCAGCUGUUGGGUUCACAUCCUUCUUAGGGCUUCCUAGAGGCACCUGUUUGCCACUGUUAGAAUGCUGAACUAGAUGGACCUUUCUUCAGAUCCAGCAAGGCUCUUCCUAUGUGGAUAUGGCCUCUGCCAGAGACCUUGGAAGGCUACAGCUGGGACUGGGAGAGAUGGACCACUGGUAUUAUUUAGCUUCAGAUGUUCUUGGGCAUUGCCUCCAAGACUUUUGGAAAGUUAUAGGACUCAAUUCUAGCUAGACAUUCAUGACCUCCUAUAAACCACACACACACACACACACACACACACACACACACACAUAUAUAUAUAUAUAUAUGGCACCUGUGGUUCUAUGAUAGAAGAAAGGUGGGAUAUAAAUGCACGAAAAUAAAAGGUAGUUUUAAAUAUUGUGAAUUGCAGUAGGAACUGACCUGGUCAGCACUUCCUGGGCCAACAUGUGGAUCAGAACUUGGUUAUCCAUUGGUCUUUGGACUUCCUGAAUGUUCUGAUGCAGCUCUUAUAUUAAAUGUUAAAAUGUAUUGGGAGAUGAUACAUUUAGAAAUGUAUUUUUAAAUAGAAAACAAAAUCUAAAUAUGUAUUUAAAAGGAAAGAUUCGUUUCCACAAGGAUUUUUUUUAUUACAAAUUUGCAAAUUAAUGCAGAAAUUGAACGGAAUGGAUUUAGGAGCGAGUGGUGGUGAAAACGGUGCAGGCCAGAAAUAGACUGAUCUAUCCAUUUCAACAUUCUAGGUUUUUUUUCCCAUUUUUUAAAAAAAGAAGCACCACCCACACUGCAGUUCUUUUAUAACUUGAGGGAGGGAGGGGGAAGAAGUGUGGUGGUGUUAUAAAGGAUACCUUCUGAGAGGAACAUUCUGGAUUGCAGCCAUUGUCUCAGAUGUCUAUCUCUGGAAGGGCCUAGAAAGUUAGGAAGAGGAGUAAUGACAAAUAUCCUAUUGCUCUUCAAGGACACUAUCACAGCCUAUUCUGAACUGUAUCACGACUACACCACCACCCAGGUUGGCAUGCACGAUAUUGUCCGCAGUUUUCGCCACACCAUGGAUAAGUUCAGCAGUGAGCCUGGAAGAUACAGGUAACAACAAUACCACGACGUCUUCAUUUCUUAUUCUUUUCAUGUGAUGGUAAACGUCGCCCCUUUUUCCUAGGAAGCAGUCUGAAGCAGGUAAGAGUGAAUGUCCCCAUCCCAUCCCAGGAACUCAAUGGAACUAUCUGCAAGAAUGCCUUCUCUCAUAUAGAACUGGCAAUCCACUAAGAUCAGGGGUCAGCAAACUUUUCAGCAGGAGGCCGGUCCACUGUCCCUCAGACCUUGUGGGGGGCCGGACUAUAUUUUUUUUCAAAUGAACGAAUAACUAUGCCCCACAAAUAACCCAGAGAUGCAUUUUAAAUAAAAGGACACAUUCUACUCACGUAAAAACACGCUGAUUCCCAGACCGCCCGUGGGCUGAGUUUAGAAGGCGAUUGGGCCAGAUCCGGCCCCUGGGCCUUAGUUUGCCUGCCUAUGACUACCAUCUUCAGGGGAGGCCCUAUUAGUUACGUCAUGGCCUGCCUCUCAAGUCUGGCCUUUUAGAGCAAAUGGGGCACUGCCCCACCAAACCUAGCUUGCUCUCAGCCAGCCCCCAACUACCUGCCUUCUUACAUCCAGUCCAGCGGGUGGCGCUGGCUGCCCAGCUUCCUCCUCCUUGGGCCUCAUCUGCACCCACCACUUUAAACAGCCAUGGCUUCCCCCCCAAGAAUCCUGGGAUGUGAAUUCUGUUUAGGGUGCUGAGUGUCGUUAGGAGUCCUGUAUUCCCCUUGGAGAGUUACAGUUCCCAGAGUUCCCUGGGAAGAGGGGUUGACUGUUAAACCAUGGAGAACUUUAGCUCUGUGAGGGGAAUAGGGGCCUUCUAACAAUACCUUGCACCCUUAACAAACUACAGCCCCCAGGAUUCUUUGGGGCAAGCCAUGACAGUUGAAAGAGAUAUGAUACCGCUUUAAAUGUGCAGCGCGGAUGGGGUCUUGGUCUCCGUUCUGCCUUUGCGGAACUCAACAGGGAGGAGGAUGGGGCCCAAGGGAGAGUGUGACAACAUCUGGUGGGCCAAAGGUUAGCCAAAACCUGAUAUAGGUGAAUGAUCAGCCAGUUGUACUGUCAAUGUGUAUUCAAGUAAGUACAGUAUACAAUCACGUGUUUUAAUGAUUUAUCAUUACAGUUCAGUGUCCAGUUGCAACUGGUCCUUCAUCACUGGACUUGAUAAUGAUAAGUAUCGCAUUAGCCUAAAACAGGGACGUCCAGCUCCCAAGAGACUGUGAUCUACUCACAGAAUAAAAAACUAGAAGUGAUCUACCCAUGGGGGGGCAGGUCAGAGUUAUUGAGCUUUUUUUUAGGGAGGAAAGUCUAAACUGUCAACCUUUUUUAGGGGUGCAGGUCAAAGUUGUUGAGCUUUUUUGGGCAGGCUUUUUUUGGGGGGGCUGCAACAUCAAUCUGUAAGCAAUAAGUCAUCCAGCCAGCAGAAACUCCAUCUUCCGUUCUUGAAAUCAUGUGCGGGAAAAGGGAGGGGGCGAGGACAAAUGCUCAUUUCCCCCCACAGACAAAAAUGAGCCCGCUAUCGACUGCGAUUGACUUCUAACAACAGAGCGUCAACCUGUCGAUUGUGGUCGACCUGUUGGACAUCCCUGGCCUAAAGGAUGUCCCUAGAACAGGAAUGCUGUGUUUUGGCACCAGCUGUACUCGGCAUCUGACUCCUGUGGAAUUAGAACAUUUUUUAUGUUCAGUGUACUUAACCCUUCCAGCUGUUGAGAGGCCUAUUGUGUUUGGCCAAGAUUUCAGAGGCCCAAGUGAAAUUACAGAGUUCCAUCCGUUUAGUGACCAGAAUCCCCGUCCAAUUAUUUGCUCUUCUCAGUGGACCCUAGCACUAUAAAUUACUCUGGAUGGGGGCUGAACAUUUUUCAGCACGGAACAAUUCAGAUAUGGGAGAACUGAAUUUCACCACAGACAGAGGAGAUGCCUUAAGAGUCAUUUUGAGAUAGAUGUCAGUGCUCCCCCCCCCCGAAAAAUAGGUGCCGGAACUCACCAUGAAGUUGUUACAGUGUCACACUUUUUAACCCAAAAAAAGGAGGCGUGCCGGUACUGCGUACCCUUGAGUACCCCCUGGGGAAAGCGCUGGAUGUGAUUCCCUAGAUCCCAACAAUGGUACCAUCAGGGUCAGGACUUGGGGCAGACAUCUAUGGCCCCAUAACAGCGCCCCCUCAAAUGCAGUUGGCUUACCAUGUUUAGAAGUGAAAUAACACACACUGCUAUUUGAGGAGAGGAGGUCCCAUAAGACCAACAAGUCCAGAGUCUUAAAUGAUCUAGCUAUACCACUAGAGGGACUCCAGUCCAACAGAGGUUCCUGCUGGAGGAAGGACAGUGGGAAGGCAAUUUUUCCUCAUCACCCCUUCCCCCUGCAGUCCCUUGGGCCAUCUCUGGUACUGUUACGGUGAAAACAAAAAGGUAAACAGUUUUUAAACUGUUAUGGAUCGUCCACCAACUCCCUAAAGCUGCUUUUCAAAGGAACUCCCCCUUUCCUUCUACCUGUGGGAACAUACCACAAACCUAACUCUGUUCAUGCUGAGUCUGGAUUCAGCCCAGUAAUUGUUACAGUGCCUUGUAAGAACUUUGCCACGUAAAAUGUAAAUCAUUAUUGGGAUUCAAAGAGAAUCAGAGCCCAGUGUUCUGUUAUCAAGUCCUGUGGCAGGUUUUCCAUUUUCCGUUUUGUUAUAUCAAAUGAAUGCCACUUCUGAAAACCACGGGCAAGAAAACCAAACAGAUGUUGUCCUCUUUUCAAGAUUUAUGGGCACGGAGGCAAAUGACCAUGAUGACGUUGAGAGAACCAUGAUGUAUUAUGGGACACCUUUCAUUCAAGAAGCAGAUUUCCCUUUCAACUUCUACCUCAUGAACAUGCAAGAAAUAUCAGGAAAUGGCAUUUUUGAAAUUGUGUCUUUGUGGAUGAAGAAUAUGCCGGAAGGCAAAUGGCCGAACUGGGCGGUAAGCUUCUGGUGACGAAGGCUUAUGAUCAUCUCCCAGCUUGGCACACAACCUUUUAUGACAUUUGCAGGUGGCCAAAUAAUUGCUCGUUUUACUUAUUUAAUCAUAUUUGCAUCCUCUCUUGCCUUUAAAUUUAUAGCAGCAUUAUAGAUAGGGUGGUUAUCCCUUUAUAUGUCCACAAAUAUUUUGUGAGGCAGAGUAAGGCCCAGAAAUAGUUAAGAACAUCCAGUGAGCUGCAGGCUUCCUAAAGAUGGCUGCUUUUAACCCCUUCGCCGCAUUUCAAAGGUGGUAUGCCAUGUCCACUGGGCUGGCCCUACCAUUUGGCAGAGUGAGGCAGCUGUCUGAGCCGGCAGAUAGUGGUGUGGAGGGGGCAGGGAGCAGUGGCGAUAAGUUGGAGGGCAUUUCUGCCUGUCCCUUGUUGCUUGUUCUGCAUCCUCCAAGCUAGCCUGCGGCCUCAGGUGUGGUAAAGAAUGCUUUGCUGUCAGCUGCCAGUCCAGUUGGCUUCUGUAUAUCAAAGGGUGGGGCUGCCAUCUUGUCCUUUGUCUCAGGAUGAAAAGUGUCUUGGAUUGGCUUUGGUUAUACAGCGGUCAGAGUGUGAGGUUUAGCAAAAAUCCCCCUCAAAAACCCUUCUGAGAAUAAGGCGUCAGUCCCAUGGCUCCCUGGACUGGGGUCCAAUAAAUUAAAUCAACAUGACAAUCUCCCCUAGUACAGCAGGAUACUGAAAACUUUUCAAAUGAUCAAAAUGAUGACACUGCAUUUGUAUGUUUGUGCUCCUUUUUGUACCUUUGAGAGAAAAAAUUAGGUACCCUGCUGUUUAAAUUUAAUAUUUUGUCACACACGGUUUAUUUGGCUUUGAUAAUUAGACUUCACCAUUGCUUUGUAUUUUGGGGCCUUGGAACAAUUUAUUCCCUCUGCUCUGCUGGAGCAAAAUCUCUUUUAGCAAAAAGCAAUAUUAAACCAGUUUUAUUGUGAAUAUUGAGUGCUGUGAUUAAAAAACAUGUAAGCACUCAGUCAAUAUAUACAAUAAAAUAUAUUUCCAUGGAGGGCUAUAGUCUAACCAAGUACUCCAUAGUCCAGGACAUUAAAAAAGAAAGACAAUGCUCAUGGGAAAGGCAGACUUCACUAGUUCAAUCAGUCAUCAAUUUCAUACUGCUAUAACAAGAUAUGGUUCAAACCAGGGUUGGGAAACCUCAGGACCUGGGUCAAAUGCAGACUUCCAGGCUGCAGGACUCUCUCUAGGCCACACCCCCUUCCCAGGCCACUCCCCUUGCUGUUCCUGCUCCUCUUGCCUGGCUUCCAUGUGUCCUACUAUACAAAGCUAAGACACAUUCAAUGUUCCACUCAUUUUUUGUCUCCAGACACAGUAACACUAGAAGAGCCCUGUGGGAUCAAGCCAAAGGCCUAUCUCAUACCCACCCCCCACCUUGAAGGCAAAAACUGGGACAUCAUCUUCCCAUUUUCUCUUGUGAGAGAACGGCGACCAUUCUGGGCACCAUGAUCUUGCACCACAAUCCCCCCCGAAAAAGUGUAUUGGGGGGCACAGUGCCCCAAAACAUGCAUUUUUGGGUGCCACAUGAGAUUGCAGCCUUGAAAAGCACUUUUUUUCCUGGGGGAAACCGCACAAACUAGAAAUGUCUGCCAUUCUCUCGUGAGAAAAAAAUGGGAUGUCCUGGUUUUUCCUGGACACUCGCAGGAUACGCUAUCUAGUCCAGCGUUCUAUUCUCACACUGGUCAGAUGUUCAUGGGUAGCCCACAAGCAUAACUUGUGUGCGACAGCAUUCUCCUCAACUUUUGAUUCCUAGCAACUGGUAUUCAAUGGAAUAUUGUCAUUGUGGGUAGUAGCCAUUGAUAACUUUGCCCUCUGUGAAUUUGUCUGUUCCUCUUUUAAAGUCACCCACCAAUGGCCUGCAACCAGGUUUCCCAUCAGGGACUGUGGCUUGUGGGUGGAGAAAGAUAUCCCAUCCCUUAUCUACAUGGCUUUUAUUGAGGUGGUGCCUUUGGAGUCUGAUAAAACAAUAUACUUUCCUGUUAGGCUGGAAACCCCAACAGUGCUCGAAUUUCCUCUCGGAUUGGGAAGGAAUACAUAAAUGUCAUCAACAUGCUUCUUUUAACUCUUCCUGGAACACCUACAACCUAUUACGGUGAAGAAAUUGGAAUGGAAGAUACCACAUCAGAAAAUGUGAGUUUGGAAAUUCUCGAAUUCCACCCCCAUGCAGUAACCAUGCUACUGAGGAUGCUGCUGCUGUUUCACCCUUCGUUGAUGAUCAAGCCGUCUUGACUUUCCCAGUGCUGUUAAUUCCCCCCUCCCCAAUGCCUGUCUUGUUCUCGUUUCUCCUAAAACAAGACUGGUGGCCUUCCAGAUGUUGUUGAACUAUGACUGCCAUCAUCCCUAACCAUUGGCCAUGCUGUCUGGGGCUGAUGCAAGUUGGAGUCCAAGAACAUCAAGCCCAAGAGUGCUCAUUAAUGGUUCCUCAUCAUCCUUGAAAAAAGUGACAGCUGGGGUCCCACAGGGUUCUGUCCUGGGCCCGUUGUUGUUCAGUCUUUAGAAAUGACUUGGAUGUAUGAAUUGAGGGGAUGCUCAUCAAAUUUGCAGAUGACACCAAACUGGGAGGGGUAGCUAAUUCCUCCGAAGACAGAAUCAGGAUUCAGGAUGUCCUUAACAGAUUGGAGUACUAGGAAUUAUAAUUUUUUUUUAAAAAAGAGGGACAAAUGUCAGGUUCUGUAUUAGGCAGAAAUAACCAGCUGCACCAGUAUAAGUUGGGGGACACCUGGCUUGCCAGCAGUACAUGUGAAAAGGAUCUAGGAGUGUUAGUAGACAACAGCUUAACAUGAACCAACAGUGUGAUGCAGCAGCAAAAGAAAAAGCUAAUGCUAUUCUAGGCUGCAUCAAGAGAAGUAUAGUGUCCAGAUCAAGGGAAGUAAUAGUACCAUUCUAUUCUGCCUUGGUCAGACCACACCUGAAGUACAGGCAUCCCCCCCCCCCCACUUAUGUGAAAUUGACUUCCGUGUGACCCCGCAUUAGCAGUGAAUAAUGUCUUCUUGGUUUUUUCAAGGCAACCUUUCCAGAAAAAUCACCCAUGCAGUGGGAUGAUACUCUUAAUGCUGGCUUUAGUGAAGGCAACUCAAUCUGGAUACCUGUAAAUCCUGACUAUCCAAAUAUAAAUGUGAAGGUAAGUAUGAUGACUGAAGCACUUUUCUCUCUUGUUCAAAUAAAUUACAAAUUAUUUUCUUUAGCAGGGCCAGUAUUAUCAAGAUACUUAAAAAUGUAAGUGUGACAAUCCAGCCCCAGUUUGAAUGAGGCCCCCUCACAUGCACAGAAGUAAAACUCAGGGUGAUUCUCAGAGUAGUGACCCUCUUUCCACCUUCAGAGUUGAUGGGAAGGAGUAGCUAUUAAGCCUGAAACAAAUUGUAUGGAAAAUCGGUGUGUGCUUAUGCAUUACACUUACCUAGGACUGGCAGACAAUUAAAUCAUUUUAGGCUGCAAUCUGAAACACACUGGUUUGGAAGUAAAGCUGCAAUCUAGAUUUCCACUUACCUAGAAGCAAGCAUCACUGAAUUCAGUGGGACUUACUUCUGAGGUUAAGAUGACAUUGGUGUACAGCAAUUCUAUACCUAUUUACCUGGGAGUAAGCCCCAUUGAACUAACUAGGGCUUACUUCCAUGUGGACAUGCAUAGAAUUGCACUGAUUUAUUCUAACAUUUGCCUAUUGCUGAUACCUCAAUAUAGAUGCUUUAUUGCCUUAUCAGAAAGAGUAAAGUAUCUUACAAUUUAAUAAAGCAGCCAUUCAUUGCUGUAAGAUAAUAUUUUAUCCUCUCUUCCAUAUUACAGCAAAACACUCAAUAGCCUGAAUAAAAUGAAUGAUGGUACGUUUAACUCAAGAGCCCAUUUGAGACCACAAUAAAAAGGCUAAAAAAUAACUGGCGACUUUAACUGUUAAAAUUAUGCACAACACUUAAAAUUGCCCCCCUCUGAUCAGUCAGCUGAGGCUUGCGCAUAACGCUGCACAUAGGACCAGAAUGCACAUGGUGUCUUCUAGAGGUAACAUAUGCUCUCAAGGAGCUUUCAGUCUAAAAUAGAUAAUGGGGAAACAACAGAGCAGGGAGACGUUGACAAAGGCCGAGAGAGAACAAUGUGCACAAGUGUCAUUUGAAGGCAGUAGGUGAGGUGGCACCAUGGGCAGGGAGGCAUAGGGGUGGCAAGGAGAAAAGUCAUUGAAGGAGGCAGUAGAAGGUGGCAGAGUAGGAGCAGCAGAGGUCACAGGCAGGGAUGGAAUGAGAAAUGAUUUUACUUUCAGUAUCUGAGAAUUGACUAAAGGAUGCAACCAUUACAUUACAGGAGCAAGAGAGUCAACAGAAUUCUACACUCAGCUUGUAUCGAGAGCUCAGUUCCAUUCGUGCCAACGAGCUUCCCAUUUUUAGAGGAUGGAUGUGUUACGUUUGGAAUGACCGCGACGUCUUUGCAUAUGUGAGGGAACUGGAUGGGUUAGAUCAAGUGUUUAUGGUGGUCCUAAAUUUUGGGCUGCAGACCGUAACAGAUCUGCAGGCUUCGGUUCCUGGUAUUCCCUCCGAAGCUACUGUAAAGCUAAGCACGAAUGUUGUCAACAGUGGCAAAGUAGUCAAUACCAAAGCAGUCGCAACUGAAAAGGGAGAAGGACUCAUUUUGGAAUACUGGACAAGCGAACCCGUCCACCAGAUGGAAGCUUUCAAAGAGAAGUGUUUUGUUGCAGAAAAGGCAUGCUAUUCAAGCGCCUUCAAUUUACUCUAUGCGUAUUGCUAAGUGGCAAUGGUUUGUUCCAAAUCUAUGAGUUGUAAUUUCUUUACAAAAGGGGCAGCAGCUUUGAAGGACCAAAUUUGAAUGCUGUGUUUAAAUAGCUUUUGGGUGUGUAUGUGUUUGUGUUUUUAAUUACUUGUUACUUGUUUGCCAGCUGUCCAAAAAUGGAAAACUUUACAGAAUUUGGAACCUUGCACUUUGCACAAAAAUGUUUGGAACGCUGCUGUAUCUGAAAAGAUCACUUGUCAAUUUCGAGCGCCACAGGGUACAGCUAAACAUGAUGCUUUUCAUGCUAUUUGGUGAAAUUACAUUAUAUACAUUAAUAUGCACCACUUGCAGCGACACUCGGAGGCCUCCCUUGAGAUUUGGAACUCUCAAAAUGACCUUUUUAUGUUGUAUUGGAUUGGAUUGUACCAUUCAUGCUCCCUUUUCUUGACAGUUGUAUUGUGUUUCUCGGUUUUUUAUUUUUCUAUCCUAGGUUCUAUACUUAAGACUUUAAAAAGCCAAUAAAAAUGACUAAAGC